Molecule: messenger RNA, 303 nt
Organism: Abrus precatorius (Indian licorice)
Lineage: Eukaryota; Viridiplantae; Streptophyta; Magnoliopsida; Fabales; Fabaceae
Product: 60S ribosomal protein L39
Exons: 3
Coding region: 138-293 (51 amino acids)
Biological process (GO): translation
Cellular component (GO): cytosolic large ribosomal subunit; ribosome
Molecular function (GO): structural constituent of ribosome
Source: RefSeq, a predicted model, not a curated record
CCAUAAGUAGUAAAGUACAGAACCCGGUCCAAUCCAUACGACUGUGCGUGAUUCUGUAAAAUACUCAAACCUAGGGUUUCUCUUCAUUUCGAAAGAGUUGCUGCGGCUUGUGUUGUGUGGAAUCGUCGACAGAGAAAAUGCCAUCCCACAAGACGUUCAGGAUCAAGAAGAAGCUUGCCAAGAAGAUGAGGCAGAACAGGCCCAUCCCUUACUGGAUUCGUAUGAGGACCGACAACACCAUCAGGUAUAAUGCUAAGCGUAGGCACUGGCGCCGCACCAAACUCGGAUUUUGAGGUGGAUGUA